AUGGACCCCAACGAAGCACCUGCUCUCCACCACUGCUCUGCCGACUCUUCCCCAGGGAUUGAGACCAGAGUCCCCCAGAGCACAGAGCUCAUUCCCAGGAGACCUGUCAGUCGCUCUCCGACCUGUGCCCGCUGUCGCAACCAUGGUGUCACAGCCCAUCUCAAGGGCCACAAGCGCCUCUGCCUCUUCCAGGCUUGCGAGUGCCACAAAUGUGUCCUCAUUCUAGAGCGUCGCAGAGUCAUGGCUGCCCAAGUGGCCUUGCGCAGGCAGCAGGAGGCACAGCUGAAAAGGCACCUGGCUCAGGGCCUGAUGAAAGGGGCAACCCCUCUGAAAGCUUCCCUCCGUGUCAAGAAGGGAGCCAGAGGACCAGGGGUCCCUUCUGGAAAGGAGAACAUAGCACCCCAGCCUCAGAGUCCCCAUGGAGCAGUCCCACUGGUGCUGACACCGCCUGGGAAGGAGAACUAUGGGCCUGGGCUGCUCAGUCGCCCCCAGGAAGCCUUGCCUUUACCCUGGACACCAGUGCCUCCUGGGCCUUGGGGCCCUGGACACUGGCUGCCCCCAGGCCUCUCAAUGCCACCUCCAGUAGUGUGCCGCUUGCUAUGCCAGGAACCUGCUGUCCCUCUGCAUCCCUUCCCUGGCUUUGACCCUGGCACCUCUCUCCGGCUGCUCACUCAUGGAACCCUCCCAACCUGCCCAGGAUCUCGCUCCGUACUUUCUGGAGAGCCCCAAGGACCCCCUAACCUGCCUCACACAUGUUCGACUCUGAUACUCCAGUCCUGUGGCACCCCCGACUCUCUUCUGCUGCAGCCACAGGCCCCUGGAGCCUCUUGCCUGGCCUGGACAUCUGGCCCCUCAGAGCGCCAGUUGCAGCGAGAGGCAGCUGAGGCCCUUGUGGUUCUGAAAGAUUCAUCCCAGGCUCCCCGCCUGACCCCGUCUGUCCCCCCAAACCCUGCCUGGAUCUCUCUGCUCCACCCCUGUGGUCCACCAGCUCCCCCGGCGGGAAGAGGGUUCCAGCCUGCCUGCCCGCCUCUCCGGCCGAGUCCAGCCUCCUCAGUCUCUCUGCACAUUGGGCGUCUGGGAUCUAUCUCCCUCCUCAGCUAG
Molecule: messenger RNA, 1101 nt
Organism: Cricetulus griseus (Chinese hamster)
Lineage: Eukaryota; Metazoa; Chordata; Mammalia; Rodentia; Cricetidae
Source: RefSeq, a predicted model, not a curated record